Messenger RNA from Rotaria socialis, 570 nucleotides. The record is from the annotation of a GenBank genome assembly. NCBI's taxonomy places the organism in Eukaryota, Metazoa, Rotifera, Eurotatoria, Philodinida, Philodinidae.
AUGUCAAAUCUGCCCGAUGACUAUAAACCACCCGAUCCAUAUAAUCUUCCAACAGGUCCGUUAGAUACAAGUACAUCAUCUUAUGGCUUUUCUCAUACGAUGAUUCGUAUAAAGGACCCUCAUGUUUCACUUGAUUUUUAUACACGUAUUCUUGGAAUGACUCUUGUUCGAAUAAUGCCAAUGGCUGCUGGUAAAUUUACAAACUAUUUCUUAUGUUAUCCUCAAUCAGAAGUACCAGAUACUGAUAAUCACGAUGGUUUAAUGCAAUGGUUAUGGCAACAACAAGGUAUUCUUGAAUUAUGUCAUAAUUGGGGCACAGAAUUACCUUCAAGUGGAUUCGAAGGCUACAAAUCUGGUAAUGAACCUGAGCAUAAAGGAUUUGGACACAUUUGUGUAUUUGUUGAUGAUCUUCAUAAAGCUUGUGAUCGAUUCACUAAACUAGGUGUACAAUUUAAAAAGCGACCGGAAGAUGGCCAAAUGAAACAUAUUGCAUUCAUCUUAGAUCCAGAUCGGUAUUGGAUUGAAAUUAUACAAAAAAGUGCUGGAGAUAAAGAACAUGCAAUUCCAUAG